AUGAACAUCCAAAUGUUGCCCGACCACAAACUAUCUUCAGUUGCCCCGGUGAAACCUUUCAAUGUUGAAAAGAAGGGAGUGGAACUAAUUCUGGUAAAGGACCAGAAUGGGGUUCAGUACACCAAUUCAUCCAUUAUCUCUGCGCAAAACCAUCGUGCCCAUGACUCACGCUCCACUGAAGGGGACAGAGAAACGUGGGGCAAAAAGAUAGACUUUCUCCUGUCGGUCAUAGGAUUCGCUGUGGACUUGGCCAAUGUUUGGAGAUUCCCCUAUUUGUGCUACAAAAACGGAGGAGGUGCCUUUUUGAUCCCAUAUAUUCUUUUCCUGUUCAUUGCGGGAAUGCCCUUGUUUUACAUGGAGCUGGCUUUGGGACAGUACAACAGGGAAGGAGCAGCUACUGUCUGGAAGAUAUGCCCUGUGUUCAAAGGUGUGGGCUAUACGGUUAUUGUCAUCGCAUUGUACGUGGGCUUCUACUAUAACGUCAUCAUUGCCUGGUCCCUGUACUACCUGUUCUCCUCGUUUACCAACGAUCUGCCAUGGCUGAGCUGUGGCAACACUUGGAACAGUGUUAACUGCACCAUCAACGGCUCCGUGCUGACCAAUGGAACCUCUUAUGCCAAGAACAAGAGAACUCCAGCUGCUGAGUUCUAUGAACGCGGUGUUCUACACAUCCAUGAGAGUGAGGGGAUCCACGACUUGGGUUUGCCUCGCUGGGAACUCAUUCUGUGUCUCGUGGUGGUUUGUUUCAUCCUCUACUUCAGUCUAUGGAAGGGAGUCAAGUCCUCGGGAAAGGUGGUGUAUAUCACAGCCACUAUGCCCUACCUGGUCCUGUUUGUGCUGCUCAUUCGAGGUCUUACUCUGCCAGGGGCUAUGGACGGCAUCAGAGCCUAUCUACACAUCGACCUCAAAAUGCUCAACAACCCAGCGGUUUGGAUUGAUGCAGCCACUCAGAUAUUCUAUUCCUUGGGAGCAGGAUUUGGAGUCCUUAUUGCGUUUUCCAGCUACAAUAAAUUUGACAACAACUGCUACAGGGAUGCCAUGCUGACCAGUACAGUGAACUGCGUCACCAGUUUCGUAUCAGGAUUUGCCAUCUUCUCCGUGCUGGGUUACAUGGCUCACAAGCAUCAUGUUAGCAUAAAGGAAGUAGCCACUGAGGGAGCAGGCCUGGUGUUUAUCAUUUAUCCAGAGGCCAUUUCUACUCUACCUGGCUCUACCUUCUUUGCCGUAUUCUUCUUCAUCAUGCUGCUAACCCUGGGCAUUGACAGCUCCAUGGGUGGUAUGGAAGCUGUCAUCACAGGACUCACAGAUGACUUUAAAAUCCUCAAGAGGAACAGGAAGCUGUUCACAUUCGCCACAGCGUUUUUGACCUUUCUGGUCGCCUUAUUCUGCGUCACAAACGGAGGAAUUUACGUACUGACUCUUCUGGACACCUACGCUGCAGGAACAUCAAUUCUGUUUGGUGUUCUGAUUGAGGCCAUUGGAGUGUCCUGGUUCUACGGUGUGGACAGAUUCAGCGAGGACAUUGAACGCAUGAUGGGAUUCAAGCCAGGACUCUACUGGAGACUGUGCUGGAAGUUUGUCAGUCCUACCUUCCUACUGUUUGUUGUAAUAGCUAGCGUGGUCACUUCCCAAGGUCUGAAAUAUGAUGAAUACAUCUUCCCUGGCUGGGCCAAUGUGGUUGGCUGGGGCAUAGCCAUGUCCUCCAUGCUGUUUGUCCCCGUCUAUGCUGUCUACAAGUUCCUGAGUGUUCCAGGUUCAUUCAAGCAGAGGAUAGCAUAUUGCAUCACACCUGAACACGAACAUCAUCUUGUGGCAGAGGGGAAUGUCAGGCAGUUUAAGCUAAAGCACUGGUUGGCUAUUUAA
Chanos chanos (milkfish) is the source of this 1863-nucleotide messenger RNA. RefSeq names its product solute carrier family 6 member 2 (gene slc6a2). Gene Ontology annotation, cellular component: plasma membrane; axon; presynaptic membrane. The coding region runs from base 1 to 1863 and encodes 620 amino acids. Lineage: Eukaryota; Metazoa; Chordata; Actinopteri; Gonorynchiformes; Chanidae. Gene Ontology annotation, molecular function: norepinephrine:sodium symporter activity; dopamine:sodium symporter activity. The transcript has 14 exons. The record is from RefSeq and is a predicted model, not a curated record. Gene Ontology annotation, biological process: dopamine uptake involved in synaptic transmission; amino acid transport; sodium ion transmembrane transport.